Scatophagus argus is the source of this 2250-nucleotide messenger RNA. Its product is annotated as G-protein coupled receptor 6. NCBI's taxonomy places the organism in Eukaryota, Metazoa, Chordata, Actinopteri, Scatophagidae. Gene Ontology annotation, biological process: G protein-coupled receptor signaling pathway. The record is from RefSeq and is a predicted model, not a curated record. The transcript has 2 exons. The coding region runs from base 303 to 1310 and encodes 335 amino acids. Gene Ontology annotation, molecular function: sphingosine-1-phosphate receptor activity. Gene Ontology annotation, cellular component: membrane.
UUGUCCUCCUCCUCCUGCUCCUCCUCCUCCUCCUCCUCACGUUCACCUUCCUCACCGAGCUGAACACCGGCCAAUGCUUCACACCACCCCUGCCUUGGGUGUCUGUCCCAUGCGUGGGAAGCACAACAAAAUCAAGGGCUUCACUUGAGAGAGUCCAAAGGAGCGAGGAAAAGGGGGAUAAUCUCUGAAUCCUUUUUGUUUUGAUAUUUUCUCCCGCUCGUCGGACGAGGGGCUCUGAUUUCAGCGAAACUGUCAGCUCAAACCGUUCUGUCACGGAGGACAAAAGGACAACAGCUGGAGAUAUGAACGAGUCGCUGGUGGUGAACGACUCCUCUGCGAGCCAUGUGGCUGGAGAAGCUCUCCCAUGGAUGGAGACUGAUUCUCCAGAGCACAAUAGCAGCCUGGAGUUCUCCACUGCCUCGUUAGAUUUCCCUAUCAACCCGUGGGACAUCAUGCUCUGCAUAUCAGGCACUGUCAUCGCCUGUGAAAACGCCAUAGUGGUAGCAAUCAUCUUCUACACGCCAACACUAAGGACUCCCAUGUUUGUGCUGAUUGGCAGCCUGGCCACGGCAGACCUGCUGGCCGGCAUGGGAUUAAUCCUGAACUUUGUGUUUCAAUAUGUGAUCUCCUCUGAGACGAUCAGCCUCAUCACGGUUGGCUUUCUGGUGGCCUCCUUCACUGCAUCCAUCAGCAGCCUUUUGGCCAUAACUGUGGACCGUUACUUCUCGCUCUACAACGCUCUGACAUACUUCUCAGAGAAGACGCUGCAGUACGUACACCUGAUGUUAGUGGGGACGUGGGGAGUGUCUCUGUUCCUGGGCUUGCUGCCGGUGCUCGGCUGGAACUGCCUGGACGAGCCUGCCUCCUGCAGCAUCGUUCGCCCUUUGACCCGGAGCAACAUCACGCUGCUGGCCACCUCCUUUUUUGCCAUCUUUGUGCUCAUGCUUACUCUCUACUUCAAGAUAUGUAAGAUUGUGUGCCACCACGCCCACCAGAUUGCUCUCCAACAGCACUUUUUUGCCACGUCACAUUAUGUGGCCACUAAGAAGGGGGUCUCCACUUUGGCCAUCAUCUUGGGGACUUUUGGCGCCAGCUGGCUGCCUUUCGCCAUCUACUGUCUGGUAGGCGAGCGGGAGUAUCCAUCAGUGUACACCUAUGCCACCCUGCUGCCAGCCACAUACAAUUCAAUGAUCAACCCUAUCAUCUACGCCUAUAGGAACACAGAGAUCCAGCGUUCCAUCUACAUGCUUCUCUGCGGCUGCUUUCAGGCCAACAAGGCAUAUCGGUCCAGGUCGCCCAGUGAAGUCUAAAAAAAGGGCACAAGGUCUCUUUUUGUGUGAGCAUCAAGUGUGUGUGUGUGUGUGUGUGUGUUAGUGUGUGAGAAAAGCGAGAGCAAAAAGACAAACCAUUCUGUGACCGUUGACAAUCUGCUUACAACUGACAGCGAAUGCUUUACAAAGACAAACUGGGGUGUGUCUCCCAUGCGUUCUGUAUCCGCACUUUACUAUGUCUCGACACAAGAUCAGAUGAGAUCCUGGAGAUGCUGUGAACAAGAAACUUCUGUGAAAAAGAUGAAACAAACCUGUGAAUGUACUUAAAUGAGAAAAUGAAUGGAAAAUCUUGCACUUUAGUCUGUGUUUUUUUGUUUUGUUUUGUUUUGUUUUUUUGAAAUGCCAAAGCAGUAUUGUAUAGCCCUUACCGUGUUUAAACAUGUGAACCUGUGAGUACCGUGUGCCAUUUUUCUAUUUUGUAUGGUAUUGUCUUUGUUGUACAUUUUCUACAAGAAGAAUAAAGGAAUAAAAUCCAGCUGUGGCUCCGUCACGUGUAUUUACUGUAGCACGUUUCUUUCGAGGAGUCCUUGUGUUACACCUGACUUGUUCUUGUUUUAUUUAUUUCCACUUCAAAUUGUUCCAGCCUCUUCCUCUGGAGCGCAGAUGGGUCUGUUUGAAGAGACUAAUGGUGUAUUGAGAAAGCAAGUACCUUGCCCCGGAAAAUAGCUUCAAUUUACACCUAGACACAUUUGAAUCCUGUUUGCUCAGUUUGUGCAUGGUGUGUGUGUGUGUGUGUGUGUGUGUGUGUGAGAGAAAGAGAGAGAGAGAGAGAAACAGAAGGAGGGGGAGUGAAUGAGACUAACAGAUAUAGAUACUACAAACGUGUGAAAACAUGUGCUAUGUAGUCAGGUGUGCUUUGCAGUUUGGAUGUGCUCCCCCUCUGAAUAGGUGGCUAUAAUGUACACAACUAGUGAGGCUG